AGGACGAUGGAGACCGAGCACAGACCGCCCUCUAUCUACCAUAGAGAGCGAGCGCAGAGCAACCCCUCUCUACCAUAGAGAGCGAGCGCAGAGCGCCCCACCAGACCCAGGCCCAUGCAGAGCGAGCGCAGAGCGGCCCCUCGGUACCACAGAGAGCGAGCGCAGAGCGGCCCUGCCAGGACCAGGACCAGGGAGAGCAGGGGCAGAGCAGAUCUUUGACAAGGCCCGACGGGAACAGCCCCUGCUCCCCGCACAGCCAGGGCCAGCGGCAGCUGGAGCGGAGCGGCUCGUUGCGGUCCCAGCGAUCACGGCCACUGUGCCUAGGGCCGAGCGUCCCGCCCUUGCAGGAUGCCUGUAGCCUCAGCGGUGUCUGGCCAUGGACCAGGGCUCCGAUGCGCUAGGCGCUGCACAGACACGGGACAAAGACACGGGCUCCGAUGCGCUAGGCGCUGCACAGACACGGGACAAAGACACGGGCUCCGAUGCGCUAGGCGCUGCACAGACACGGGAUAAAGACACGAGCGUUGCGCUAGGAGCUGCACAGACACUGGACAAAGACAUGGGCUCCGUUGCGCUAGGCGCUGCACAGACACGGGACAAAGACACGGGCUCCGUUGCGCUAGGAGCUGCACAGACACGGGACAAAGACACAGGCUCCGAUGCGCUAGGAGCUGCACAGACACGGGACAAAGACACGGGCUCCGUUGCGCUAGGCGCUGCACAGACACGGGACAAAGACGGGCUCCGUUGCGCUAGGAGCUGCACAGGGGACAAAGACGGGCUCCGAUGCGCUAGGCGCUGCACAGACACGGGACAAAGACACGGGCUCCAUUGCGCUAGGCGCUGCACAGGGGACAAAGACACAGGCUCCGAUGCGCUAGGAGCUGCACUGACACGGGACAAAGACACGGGCUCCGUUGCGCUAGGCGCUGCACAGACACGGGACAAAGACACGGGCUCCGUUGCGCUAGGCGCUGCACAGGGGACAAAGACACGGACUCCGUUGCGCUAGGCGCUGCACAGACACGGGACAAAGACACGGGCUCCGUUGCGCUAGGCGCUGCACAGGGGACAAAAACACGGGCUCCGUUGCGCUAGGCGCUGCACUGACACAGGAUAAAGACACGGGCUCCGUUGCGCUAUGCACUGCACAAACACCAGAGGAAGAAAUAGCCAUAACACAGCUGCCAAUCUAGUGGGAAUCAGGAGGACAGAGGGGUGUAAUAGACACGUGGGAUCAGUCAGUGGAAGGAAACAGCGAGGCAUAAGAAGCAGCUGUCCCAACUCACUAGCUGCCAAGCCUUUGUCUGUAGCCCCAACUGCAGAAGAUUUCAUAGACUUUAAGGUCAGAAGGUACCGUUAUGAUCGUCUAGUCCGACCUCCUGCACAACGCAGGCCAUAGAAUCUCACCCACCCACUCCUGAAACAAACCCCUAUCCUAUGUCGGAGCCACUGAAGUCCUCAAAUGGUGGUUUAAAGACUUCAAGGUGCAGAGACUCCUCCAGCAAGUGACCUGU
Messenger RNA from Gopherus evgoodei (Goodes thornscrub tortoise), 1517 nucleotides. RefSeq lists its product as uncharacterized. NCBI's taxonomy places the organism in Eukaryota, Metazoa, Chordata, Testudines, Testudinidae. The coding region runs from base 377 to 1012 and encodes 211 amino acids. The record is from RefSeq and is a predicted model, not a curated record. The transcript is spliced from 2 exons.